Messenger RNA from Didymodactylos carnosus, 1107 nucleotides. Lineage: Eukaryota; Metazoa; Rotifera; Eurotatoria; Philodinida; Philodinidae. The record is from the annotation of a GenBank genome assembly.
AUGAAAGUCCAAGCUGACAUUUCACGGUCCCUCACGCGUGAAAAGUCGAUAGAAUUUCCCCAUGGGUGGGGUUGGGUACCUAUCAGCAAUGCGAGCGCAUUUGGAAAUAUAAUUGUUAAAGCAUUAUUGAAUGAAUUUCCGUUUCCAUUCACCAUAACACUCGUUCAAUUAUUAAGUAUAUGGGUCUAUAGUAUACCAUUAUUAAAAAUAUGGCAUGUACCUCAGCCAGAUUAUUUACAUCAAAAUAGAAUUUAUUAUUUCAAAAUUAUCAUUCCGUUAUCCGUAGGAAAAUUUUUGGCACAGUUAUCUUCACAUGUAUCAAUAUGGAAGGUACCUGUCUCAUACGCUCACACAAUCAAAGCAACCAUGCCAUUAUUCACUGUGAUUCUUACAAGAGUUAUUCUAGGAGAAAAACAAUCAUUUCCGAUUUAUGCAUCUCUUAUUCCAAUUAUUAUUGGCGUUGUCAUAGCUACUGCUACAGAGUUAUCCUUCAAUAUGGUUGGUCUCAUCAGUGCCCUACUAUCUACAUUUGGCUUUUCAUUACAAAAUAUUUAUUCAAAAAAAUCUCUCAAGGACAUAUCGAUUCAUCAUUUAGCAUUGUUAGUUAUUUUAGCCAAAAUUUCUUCGUCAUUAAAAAUUAUCGCAUAUUUAUUUAUUGAUGGUAUCCUAAAUUUCAUUCAUAAUGUUGUGGCAUUUACAAUGAUUUCAUUAGUAUCACCGCUCACUUAUAGUAUAGCCAAUAGUUCGAAACGAAUUGUUGUGAUUGGUGCUUCAUUAUUCUUAUUUAGAAAUCCAAUAACAAACACAAAUCUUAUUGGAAUGAUAACUGCAUUGUUUGGCGUCUUUAUGUAUAAUAAGGCAAAAUAUGAUCAACGUCGAAAACAACGUAAAGAAGUCGUACUACCAUUCGUGGAUGGUGAGUCAAACUUAACUGUUGGCAAUGAUUCUCUAAAUCUGGAUACAGUGCAACAUCUACAUGUCUCUCAUAAUGGUCUGAAUAUGAGUCCUGAUUUAACAUCUCGACAUCAUCAAUUAGUACCUCAACCGAUGUCAUCGACAUCUUUAAAAAUUCCACAUUAUGCAUCUCAAACAUUUAAAAGUGUCUAA